Molecule: messenger RNA, 236 nt
Organism: Funneliformis caledonium
Lineage: Eukaryota; Fungi; Glomeromycota; Glomeromycetes; Glomerales; Glomeraceae
Source: the annotation of a GenBank genome assembly
AAAAGUUAAUUCAACUGAUGAAAUUACUUCAAUAAUUUCUUCCGAUCAAAUAUUAUCACCACAAGAAUUAGGAAAUAUUUAUGAGUUAAAAUGUAUAGAAAAAUUUAAACAAUUGGGAUAUGAAGCAUAUGGAAUACGAACGGGAUAUAAUAAUGAGAGUUUUAUGUUUAUUACAACAGGAGAUGGUGGAAUAGAUUUUUAUGGUCUUCAUGGAGAUUUUAACUUUAUUGGUCAAU